Platichthys flesus (European flounder) is the source of this 1716-nucleotide messenger RNA. It is a transcript of the gene mpg, whose product is annotated as N-methylpurine DNA glycosylase. The record is from RefSeq and is a predicted model, not a curated record. NCBI's taxonomy places the organism in Eukaryota, Metazoa, Chordata, Actinopteri, Pleuronectiformes, Pleuronectidae. Gene Ontology annotation, molecular function: DNA binding; alkylbase DNA N-glycosylase activity. Gene Ontology annotation, biological process: base-excision repair. The transcript is spliced from 3 exons. Bases 625 to 1470 code for a protein of 281 amino acids.
CUGGAAACGUGAACAGGGAAAAACUACAAUGUAUAUAUUUUUAUUAUUGAAAAAAUAUUUUAGAUACUAUAUAUAUAUAUUAGAUAGAUAUUAUUGGAAAAUGUACUAAAAUAUAUUGAAAAGAGUAUAUUAAAAUGAAUCAGGUAUAAAGUGGACACAAUACAUAUUUAAAUAACAGUUAUAUAGCCUAAACAAGCAUGGGGAUAAAAAGAUAAAAAGAUAGAAAGAUCAGAAAGUUAGAAAGAAAAACAGAGAGACAGAAAAAAGAGAGACCAAAAGAAAGACAGACAGACAGACAGAAAGUUAUUGAAGCAGGGGCUCAUAUGUAUAAGAAAAAAUGUUAAAUUUGUGAUUUGGUGAAAUAGGUGUUAUAGAUAUUCACCAGGAGAAGUGUUACUUCUCCAUCGAUCGAUUAUCGCACACCGAUUCACAUCCUCCAGGAAAAAGGGUGCACGGCUCCUUUAAGAGAUUCAAAACAGUCAUGUACUUCCUGUGUGCUAGCUCCGGUGUUAACUGCGACAACACUUUUAUACACUAUUAUCAUUAGAAGGUCAACAAGUAAUAGAAACGUAUUUCUGACUUUACAGAGAGACAGGGUGGUUAACAGUGGGUUUGGAUGACGUGAUGGCAGGCAGGAAAAGAAAGAUGGCGGCGGCAGCAGGUGAGCAAGAUGUAAAUACACGUGAAAAGCAGACAGGUGAGGAAGAGGAGAAGAGAAGUGGGAGUUUAACUGGGAAUGACCUGCAGCUCAGACUGGGAGAGGAGUUCUUCCAGCAGCCUUGUAUCAGUCUGGCUAAAGCAUUCCUGGGAAAGGUGCUGGUCCGCAGGUGUGCAGAUGGCGCUGAGCUGCGAGGGAGAAUAGUGGAAACUGAAGCCUACCUGGGUGGAGAGGACCGAGCCUCACACUCAGCGGGAGGCAAACGCACAAAGAGGAACACGGCCAUGUUCAUGAAGCCAGGCACAAUUUAUGUGUAUCCCAUUUAUGGCAUCCACCUCUGCAUGAAUGUGUCCAGUGAAGGGGAGGGGGCUGCCGUGCUGCUGCGCUCUGUCGAGCCCCUACAGGGUCAGUCCGUCAUGAGGAGGCUGAGGGAAGCCAGACGCAAAGAGGGAGCCCGACAACUUAAGGACAAAGAGCUCUGCAACGGGCCUUCGAAGCUGUGCCAAGCUCUAGAUAUACCACGCGGUUUUGACUGUCGAGACCUGGCCUCAGAUCCAGAGGUGUGGCUGGAAGGGGACCCCAACACAAGUCCAGCAGAAACUAACAAUAUAGUAGCGGCACCACGUGUUGGAAUCGAGUCCCAUGGCGAAUGGGCCAAGAAGCCAUGGCGGUUUUAUCUUCGAGGGCAUCCCUGUGUUAGUGUAUUGAAUAAAGAAGCAGAGAGACAGCCUCAGCCUGGAAAUGUCAUAAAUGAUUUAGGUUCCUCAGACGUGCAGCCUGACACAGGACAGAACCAUGUCAAAAGGACUUAACAGGAUGAUUCCUGAAAAACACUCCUCCAUCUGUUCCCUCUGUGGACUUCACCAUUUAAGUAGAAUAAAAACUACAGAAUUUUCUCCACUAACUCCCUUACAUCAUCUUGAUCUUAAAAAUUCUUAGGACAAGAUGGUAAAAUAAAAUCCAUGAUCAGUUCAGAUUCUAAAUUCAGCUCUGUCACGCAUCUGUCUAUCUCUCUUUCUUCCAUCUGUGUUUUUUAAUAAACAUUCGUACUUGGACAA